This is a messenger RNA of Theobroma cacao (cacao), 867 nucleotides long. RefSeq lists its product as uncharacterized. NCBI's taxonomy places the organism in Eukaryota, Viridiplantae, Streptophyta, Magnoliopsida, Malvales, Malvaceae. The record is from RefSeq and is a predicted model, not a curated record.
AUGCAAGGUGAAUGGAAAGGAUUACGAGCAUUAUUUUUUAAAAAGUGCCCAUUUGCUUAUUACAUUCAUUGUUUUGCUCGUCGACUACAACUAAUAUUGGUAGCAGCAUGCAAAAAUGUUAUCCCUAUUGAGCAUUUUUUCUCCCAUUUGGCUCUUAAUAUUAAUGUUGUUGAUUCCUUUGCAAAAAGAAAGGAUCAUUUGCAAAUUGCUGGCACAAUUGAGAUUGUAGAGUUGGUUUCUACUGAUGAGCUUGAAAUUGGAAAAGGCAAAAAUCAAGUUGGCUCAUUAAAAAGGGCAGGUGAUACACAAUGGGGCUCUCAUGUAAGGUCUCUUCGUAGCUUACUUGAUUUGUGGAAUCUGACUCUCAAAGUUCUAAGUGAAAUAAUAAAUGAAGAGAUUUUGGAAAAGGCAGAUAAUUUAUGCGGACUUCUUCAGCAUAAAUCACAAGACAUUGUUAAUGCAAUGAAUUUAGCAACUACAACAAAGAAAGUUAUUCAAAACUUUAGAGAUAAUGGGUAUGAUGUUUUGUUUCAAGAAGUCGAGUAUUUUUGUGAGAAACAUGAGAUAGAAAUUCUUGAUAUGAAUGGUCCUCAUCAAUCAAGUAGAGGCCGAGUACUAAAAGGUCAGCAAAUUCUGAUGAUGCAUCAUUAUAGGAUUGAUUUAUUCAUUGGUAUUAUAGAUUUAGGGCUACAGGAGAUGAAUAGUAGAAUUACUGAAGAUAUAAUGGAGUUGCUUGUUCUUAGCUCAUCUUUGGAUCCUAAAUAUGGAUUUAAAUUAUUCAAGAUUGAUGACAUCUGCAAGCUUGUGCAAAAGUUCAAUCCUUAUGACUUCACUCAUCCAGAAAAACUGCAUAUAUAUGAAAUAUGA